UGCAGAGGCGUUUCCUCUUGCCCACCAAUGAAGGCCGAAACCAAAAACACCCCACCGCGUUAAAGCGCUUAUAAUAAAGACACAUCUACAUCCACAUCCACAUCCACACAGCUCCAUGUGAAGUUGCAACCAACCAAACCCAUUAGUCUUUAGAGAAAACACCCAAUCCAAUCCCCUCUUCAUUCGCCAUAGCUGCAUCACCACCAUCAUCGCAUCAUAGAGGCCGCAACAUCCCCAUCAUUAUCAUCAUACAACCGUCUCUUAUCUCCUCCUCUCUCUCUCUCUCUCUCCUAUAAAUAAAUACCCCCACUCUCUAAGUAACCCCUCAAUCUCUCUCUCUGCUUCUCACUGAUAGUAGUAACUGCCCUCUGUUCUCUCUUUCUCUCUCUCUUGUCUCGCAAUUUUGUAAUGGGGAAGAAGAAGAACAAGAACGGCCACAACCAUGACCACGACCACGAAGGGGAGAAGAAGGAGGAGGAGGUAGUACAGAAGAAGGAAGCAGGCGACGGUGGAGACAAGAAGGAUGGUGGAAAGAAUCCUCCGGCCAUGGUUUUCAAGGUAGAAAUGCACUGCGAGGGCUGCGCAACUAAGAUAAUCAAAUUGGCUCGUCGUUUGGAAGGUGUGGAAAGCGUCAAAGCAGACCCCGAAGCAAACAAGUUAACUGUGAUAGGGAAAGUGGAUCCUUCCCAGAUUCGAGAGAUUCUCCACCAAAAGACCAAGAAGAAGGUGGACCUCAUCUCUCCUCAGCCCAAGAAGGAAGAUUCUAACAACAAAGAUGACAACAAGAAAUCCAGCGACAAGAAGCCAGACGCCGAUAACAAGAAACAAAAAGAGGCACCGGUGACGUCGGCGGUUAUCAAGGUGGCAUUCCACUGUCUGGGAUGUAUCGAGAAAAUUCACAAGAUCGUUACCAAGGCCGAAGGUGUGCAGGAGCUGACAGUGGACAAGCAAAAGGAAACGGUAACCGUCAAGGGGACCAUGGACGUGAAGGCGUUGACUGAGGCUUUGAAGAACAAACUCAAAAGACCCGUGGAGAUUGUUCCACCCAAGAAGGAGAAAGACGGAGGUGGAGGAGGCGAUAAGGACGGCGAGAAUGCCGGCGGCGGAGGCGGGAAGAAGAAAAACAAGGGUGGUGACGGCCAAGAUAAAGCUGGUGGCGGCGAUGCUGCACCUAAAAUGGAAGGGAACAGAAUGGAGUAUGUGAUGCAACCGGUUUUCGGGUACGGCCCGGGUCCUGGGUUUGGAUAUGUGGAGCAGCCUGUGCAUGUGUAUGGGAACGGGCACAUGGGUCAGCCUAUGCCUGUGUAUGGGAACGGGCACAUGGGUCAGCCUAUGCCUGUGUAUGGGAACGGGCACAUGGGUCAGCCUAUGCCUGUACCUGUGCCUGUUCAUGAUUACGGGUACGGGUACGGACAUGGGCAAGUCCCGGGUUAUCCAGUGCACAUGAAGUUCAAUGAUGAGAACCCAAAUGCCUGCUCUGUAAUGUGAAGAUGGAUGGGAAAAUAAGAGUGUAAAUAAUAAAAUAAAGAAGAAAGGAGAGAGAGAGAGAGAGAGAGAGAGAGAAGGAAAUUUUGGGUUUUAGUUUAUGGGUUGGGAUAAUAAAAAAUCUAGUUGGUUGGAUGGUGUUUAAUCUUUUUUUUUUUAAUUAUAAUUUUCUGUGUAAUGUUUUGAUUUGUGGACUUGAAUAUUUUGAUUAAUUAAAUUAAGUAAUUAUCUUCUGCUGAUAA
Molecule: messenger RNA, 1727 nt
Organism: Hevea brasiliensis (rubber tree)
Lineage: Eukaryota; Viridiplantae; Streptophyta; Magnoliopsida; Malpighiales; Euphorbiaceae
Product: heavy metal-associated isoprenylated plant protein 3
Exons: 5
Coding region: 409-1488 (359 amino acids)
Molecular function (GO): metal ion binding
Source: RefSeq, a predicted model, not a curated record